Molecule: messenger RNA, 2892 nt
Organism: Rhagoletis zephyria (snowberry fruit fly)
Lineage: Eukaryota; Metazoa; Arthropoda; Insecta; Diptera; Tephritidae
Source: RefSeq, a predicted model, not a curated record
UAUUUGAAAGAAGGGGCAUUUUUCUUUGAAAUAAAAAAAAAAGUCUGCAGACUCAUUGCGCUUUUCGAAGAAAAUCGUUUUUUUUAAGGUUAUAAAAUAAACUUUUGCAAAAAAAAAAUUUCACUGAUUACAGUUACCACAGUAUUUUCCAUUACUUAAAUGCCAAAACAUUCUUAAAAAAUAGUAAAGUUUAUUACUGUAGACACACGCGGUAGUGUUCUGUGCUGUGUAGUGAAGCGUAAAAUAGUGAAAAAACUAAUAUUAAUAUGAAUUCAAUUAUAAAAAACUCAAUUUUAGCUGAUAUCUGGAUUUCUACUCGUCCAUCAGAUAGAGUGUCUGCAUUAUCUGCAUUUUUUGAAGACAAAUUAAUACACGCUAAAUGCGACAAAGCACUUUUGAAUCAAAAAAUAAAACUUUUUAAUAGUGAGAUGAAAAAUAAGUGGAAUUAUAGUGGCCGCAAAAGAAGCGCUUUUGAAAAAACAUAUUCUAAAUGGCUAAAUUGGACAUUCCUUUCCCUUCCGGAUUCCAAUGGAAAUAAGGAUAAAUGUGCUGAACGGGGAAGACCUUCUAAAGAAGAAUUUUGCGAAGCUUCACGGAGAACAAAAAAUCGAAGGGUAGAGCAUUUGUUGAAAAACUAUUCCAUCGAAGAGCUCGAGUAUGCUCUGAAAAAAAUGAAAAAAGCAAGCAAAGUUGAAUGUUUUGAAAGUAGUACCGAAGGUUUGCCCAUAUCUGAUUCACUCGCACUAUACAUACAUAGAUCUGAACUUAUCAGAUCGUAAAUAUAAUAGUUUACGUGCAAAAAUAAACCGGUUGCAUAAAGAUUGUAUACCGAGCUUAAACGCAUUGCAAACAAAAAAACAAACUUUGCUGCCAACGAUUAAAUCGACUGAAUAUUCAGCCGAAGUUGAUCUGAAAUCAUUAUUGCUGAAAACAACGCAAAGUAUUUUAGAACUAAGCCCAGAUAAUGGUGACAUAACCAAAGCUUCUUUGGUUUGUAAGUGGGGCAUGGAUGGAAGUUCGGGGCAUAGCCGCUAUAAGCAAAAUUUUGGUGACGACAAAUUAACGGAUGAGUUUAUGUUCAUCAUUGCGCUAGUCCCUCUGAGGUAACAAAAAAUUAUCUAAUAUGUCUUCCAAAAACAUUCAAUAGCCUUUAAAAAUAAAUUCGAGUUUAGAUCAGUAAAUGGCAUUUUAAUUUACAUUGACAACUUUUUACAGUAUUAUUUUGCAAAAGGCUGGUCUGAAUUAAUUAAUUUACUCGAUUAGCUAUUUUGCGAUAUGACGGUCUUAUAUCUUUUCGACAAGCCAUAUAAGUUAUUAAAAAAUAAAUAUUUUUUCCAGGUUAAUUGAUUUGUCAUCCAACAAAAAUAUAUGGACCAAUAACAAAUGCUCAUCGUCUUUUUAUUGUCGUCCAAUUAAGUUUAGUUUCAAGAAGGAAAACCGCGAACUAGUUCUAUUCGAAUAUAAUGAUAUGUCGAGAAAAAUUGAGAACUUAGAAGAUGAUGUUGUAAUACGAAACGGAAAAGGGAUUCAAGUUUCUUAUCAAAUGCAUUGCACCAUGAUUGAUGGAUCUGUUGCCAAUAUUUUGACUGGCACUAAUGCUUCCAGUAACUGUUUUAUUUGCCAUGCCAAACCGACCGAAAUGAAUGUUACUAAUUUUACAAAAGUACCAAUCGCUAAUCAUUACAAGUAUGGGUUGUCUACACUGCAUGCUUGGAUUAGAUGUUUUGAGUGUUUACUCCACAUCGCAUACCGUUUAACAUUUAAAUGCUGGCAAGUUCGCAAAGAAAACAAAGACGCCUUUUCUGCGAAUAAAGUUAGGAUUCAAAAUGAGUUUAGGACAAGAUUAGGCUUAAUAGUGGACCAAGUAAAGACUGGAUUUGGAACAACUAAUGAUGGCAACACAGCUCGCAAAUUUUUUUCAAAUGCAGAAGUGGCAUCAGAAAUUACCGGCAUUAAUAAAGAGCUAAUUCAAAAUUUUUCAAUAAUACUGCGAUUAAUAUCGUGUGGAAUGCGUAUUAAUAUCGACGCGUUUAGAGAGCUCCUUAUAAGGACAAGAACAAUGUAUUUGACUGAAUACGAAUGGUACUACAUGCCUAGCAGCGUGCAUAAAAUAUUGAUGCAUGGGUGUGAGGUUAUUGAGUAUUUCGAUCUACCAAUUGGCAAUUUUUCAGAGGAAGCUCUGGAAGCUUUACAUAAACACAUACGUAUCGUACGAUAUGAUCAUACACGUAAAACUGCUCGGGAGCAUACAAACAGAGACUUGAUGUCAUACUUAACAAUAUCAUCAGAUCCUGAAGUAGUUUUUAAAAGGAGUGCUAUCCCAAACAAAAAUGCAGUUUAUACAAUGGACGAGCUGGAAGAGUAUUUAGUCGAUGCUGAAGAAACUUAAAAGUAAUAAGUACCCUUCAGUCAACUCAAUUAGUUUUAUACUAAUCAAAUACUAGUCAGCCACACGGCCUCAACUAGUUCGAGUUCUGUAAUUUUUCCAUAUAAGCAACUGGCCACGGCGAUGUCCUACGAGAUGGCAAUUGUCCUCUUCUGCAUCAGCACUAUACCAGUUGGCAUACUAGUCAGCCUCUGCAUCAGCAAUAUAUCAGUUGACAUACUAGUCAAUAUAUACAUCAAUAUCAUACCAUUUAAGAUACUAGUUCGUAUAUACGUCAUGAUCGUACCUGUUGGCAUACUAGUCAUUAUAUACAUCAGAAUCAUAGCAGUUGACAUACUACUCAGUCUAUGCGCCAGAACAUACUAGUCAGUAUGCACGUCAAGAUCCUACCACUUGUCAUACUAGUCCACGAAUUUGACAUUCAUUCCAGUUGGUAUACUAUGGGAUGGGAUUUUUCUGAUUAGUAUGAUUUCUAGUAUAGAUUACACUUUUUCUGACUAGUAUGA